Molecule: messenger RNA, 477 nt
Organism: Merops nubicus (carmine bee-eater)
Lineage: Eukaryota; Metazoa; Chordata; Aves; Coraciiformes; Meropidae
Gene: ZCCHC17
Product: zinc finger, CCHC domain containing 17
Exons: 4
Biological process (GO): RNA stabilization
Molecular function (GO): RNA binding
Source: RefSeq, a predicted model, not a curated record
AUUCCCCCAGCUCUGCUGUGCCCAGCCUGCCCUGCCACCUAAACCUGCAGACCCUCUGUGUGUGUCCUGACCUGGCUGUGCUGGGAAGGGUUUCCCCUGAGGUGCUGUGUCUGUUUCCUCCCCAGGUUGCUGCAGUGACAGACUAUGGGGCGUUUAUAAAGAUCCCAGGCUGCAGGAGACAAGGCCUUGUCCACAGGACCCACAUGUCCUCCUGCCGUGUGGAUAAACCCUCAGAGAUAGUGGAUGUUGGAGACAAAGUCUGGGUGAAGCUUAUUGGGAAAGAGAUGAAGGAUGACAAGCUGAAGCUGUCCCUCUCCAUGAAGGUUGUUAACCAAGGCACAGGAAAAGACCUGGAUCCAAACAAUGUUUCCCUUGAUCAGGAUGAGAGGAGGAAACGCACCUUCCGAGACUCCACCAGCCAGAAGAUCACCCUGGAGGCUGUUUUGAACACAGUGUGCAAGAAGUGUGGCUGCAAAG